AUGCCCGGGCUUGCGGGCCUCUGGAACACCACAGUGGGCCGAGGCCACCACGAGAGGGAAUCGUCCCAACCAGCCACGGCAUGGAUAUUGUCGACCCUGGAUGAGGCAAAGACUUACCUGGUAGGCGAGAUCGUGCAGUCCACAGGCGUCCUGCGGGGGGAGAUUCAGACCCUGGCCACAUGGACGGCCAGAGUGGAACACCGUCUGGAGUUCACCACGGAGGCGCAUAACUUGGUAAUCAACCGACUAAAUUAUCUGAAGGCCAGGGUACACGCUGCUGAUUUGGCGCUGGAAGAUAUGGGCAAUUGCUCCAGACGCAUCAACGUGCGCAUCCGCGGCAUACCGGAACGAGCAGGGGAAGGGCCCUUGGCGGACCUCGUGGUGCACAUCUUGCAGCCGUUACUCCCAGGAAUUCCACAGGCUAUGAGUGGAAGCUGGUCACGAAGGUACUCUGAAAUAUGCCUGGGGCUACCCGUUUAA
Messenger RNA from Pelobates cultripes (western spadefoot toad), 480 nucleotides. The record is from the annotation of a GenBank genome assembly. Lineage: Eukaryota; Metazoa; Chordata; Amphibia; Anura; Pelobatidae.